Dermochelys coriacea (leatherback sea turtle) is the source of this 453-nucleotide messenger RNA. RefSeq names its product lens fiber membrane intrinsic protein-like. NCBI's taxonomy places the organism in Eukaryota, Metazoa, Chordata, Testudines, Dermochelyidae. The coding region runs from base 1 to 453 and encodes 150 amino acids. The record is from RefSeq and is a predicted model, not a curated record. The transcript is spliced from 3 exons. Gene Ontology annotation, cellular component: plasma membrane.
AUGCUGCCGCUCCAGGUCCCCAGCACCGCCCUGGCCCUGCUCAGCCUCCUUCUCCUGGUGGUGGCCCUGAGCUCCGACCACUGGCUGGAGGCCAGACGAAACGGCGUCUUUGUCCACUCGGGGCUCUGGAAGAUCUGUGUGAAUUCAGUGUGCGCCAUGCCUUCGAAACUACCAGAUUACAUCGAGGCCACCAAGAUGUUCUUGAUGCUGGGCCUGCUUGCGGGGCUGCUCUCAGCCUUCUCCCUCCUCGCCUUGCUCAGAGGCUCCGGCUUUGACACCAUGUCCCUCUGCGUGGUCCCUGCCAUGCGCAGCUUCAGCGCGGGUUCCUGCAUCCUGAUUGCACUGACCAUGUUCACCAGCGAGGUUGCUGAAGUCUUAAAGGUCACCUGGCCCCAUGUCUGCUUUGGCUGGUCCUGGGGCCUCGCUAGGCCUCCAUCCCCCUCUUCCUGCUGA